UGUGGGCUCAGUAUAAAUCUGUUAACAGAGAGGGUUGUGAUUUAAUGUGACACGAAGGACACAUCGAGGUGAGGAGGAGCUGUUCACAAAACCCCUAACAUCUCGUGAAUUCUUAAGUCUCUCUCUCUUAAUAUAAUCACAGCGGGCUGAUUUCAUUGGUAUUCUUAUUCAAGGUGUAUGUGCUGCUGCGUUCAACAGCUUAAAUUCCUUCUACUCUGAUUUUGCAUAACACGGGUCCUUUAUAUCUUCACAUUCACUUAAUGGCACUGUAGCUCAGUAGGUUUCGUAAGUUGAAUCCAGGAGGAGAAAGUGACGCCGGUGCGGGACAGAGCUUGCUUCAUCACGCGAGAGCUCAGCAUCAGCAUCACUGCAGCGGGACAGGUGCGUGCACGCGCAGUCCAUCAUCACCCACACCGAAGCUGAACCCGGAGCGUGGAUGUACGUACAAUGACAGCCGCGUGUUUGAGCGGGGGACACUAAUAUCUGCUGUGUGUUCUUCUUGAGGUGUGCAGUCAUGCUUCUCAAAGGGCUGAUUUUGUUGAUGCUGUUAGUACAGUUCUCUGCAGUGAGCUUUGCCAAAGAAGGAGGCAAACCCAAGAAGGGGAAAAAAGGCAAACAGGUCGUCUGUCCCUCUCAGUUAUCAGCAGAGGACUUGGACAGAGUCCCAGCCAACUCAACCAGCAACAUACUCAACCGCUUGAUGAUGACCUAUGAUUCACGAAUACGACCAAACUUCAAAGGUAUCCCAGUGGAGGAUAAGGUGAACAUCUUCAUCAACAGUUUUGGGUCGAUCCAGGAGACUACAAUGGAUUACCGUGUUAAUAUAUUCCUGCGUCAGCGCUGGAAUGACCCACGGCUGCGGUUACCAACUGAUUUUAAGUCCGAUGCGUUGACCGUUGAUCCAAAAAUGUUCCAGUGCCUGUGGAAGCCAGAUCUGUUUUUCGCCAAUGAAAAAAGUGCUAAUUUUCAUGACGUUACACAGGAAAACAUACUUCUGUUCAUUUUCCGCAAUGGAGAUGUCCUCAUCAGCAUGAGAUUGUCUGUCACUCUUUCUUGCCCUCUGGAUCUAACGCUGUUUCCUAUGGACACCCAGCUCUGCAAGAUGCAGUUAGAGAGCUUUGGCUAUACCACGAAAGACCUGGUGUUUAUGUGGCAGUCUGGAGACCCUGUUCAGAUGGAUGAGAUUGCUUUGCCACAGUUUGAUGUAAAGCAAGAGGAUAUCAAGUAUGGAAAUUGCACAAAGUUCUACCCGGGAACAGGUUAUUAUACAUGUGUAGAAGUCAUCUUCACUCUCAGGAGGCAGGUGGGCUUUUAUAUGAUGGGUGUUUAUGCUCCCACCCUGCUCAUUGUCGUCCUCUCAUGGCUGUCCUUCUGGAUCAACCCAGACGCCAGUGCAGCUCGAGUGCCUUUAGGUAUUCUGUCUGUCCUGUCGCUGUCGUCUGAGUGUAUGUCUCUAGCAUCUGAGCUUCCUAAGGUCUCCUAUGUGAAAGCCAUUGAUAUCUGGAUGAUUGCCUGUUUGCUGUUUGGUUUUGCCUCUCUUGUGGAGUACGCUGUGGUUCAGGUGAUGCUGAACAGUCCCAAGCGCAUUGAGGAAGAGAAGGCAAAGAUGACUCAGAAAGAUAAAGCGAGAGAAAAAGAGAACAAGACACCAGCUAAAGCUAACAGUGCCAAUGGCACUGGCGGGACACCUAUACAUGUCAGCACACUACAGGUUGUGGAAAACCGCUGUAAGAAGGUGUGUACUUCGAAAUCUGAUCUGCGCUCAAAUGAUUUCAGUAUUGUCGGUUCUCUUCCACGAGAUUUCGAACUCUCAAACUUUGACUGUUACGGCAAGCCCAUAGAGGUCACAGACGCUCCCGGCAAAUCACAGAACAAGAACAACAAGAAGCCAGCGCCUCCAAAACCUGUCAUUCCGUCCGCUGCUAAACGGAUUGAUCUCUAUGCACGAGCUCUGUUCCCUUUCACCUUCCUCUUCUUCAAUGUUAUUUACUGGUCUGUCUACCUGUGACAUCACAAAGUGUACGCGUGUGAUUAUGUGUGUGUUUGUGUGCUUUUAUGUACAUUUGAUGUCUGUUUUUUGGUCUGUCAGUUAUAUAGUCCUGCUGAUUUGUAUUUUUCCUCAUAAUUCGCUUUUUUAAAUGUGUAGCUUUAAUACGAGCAAACUUUGUAGCAUGACUUUACAGUGUGUUUAGCCAUGUUUGGUCCAAAGUGCUAGAUGUCCAUGAUGUCCCAUGUAAAACAUCCACAAUUGUCGAUUGUUUAUAAACUCAGGCAAAAAUUUGCUUAUGGAAAGAAAGACUGUAUCAGAUCUGGACUCAGACAGCAUGCAGUAUUUAUAAUGGGCUUAUUGGAUAUGAGUCUAGAAGUAAGAAGAAGGGAUUUAACUGCUGUUGUACUGCCAUACAAUAAAGAUCCUUCAUCAUCAUCA
Molecule: messenger RNA, 2428 nt
Organism: Cyprinus carpio (common carp)
Lineage: Eukaryota; Metazoa; Chordata; Actinopteri; Cypriniformes; Cyprinidae
Product: glycine receptor subunit beta-like
Biological process (GO): nervous system process; signal transduction; regulation of membrane potential
Cellular component (GO): synapse; neuron projection; postsynaptic membrane
Molecular function (GO): extracellularly glycine-gated chloride channel activity; neurotransmitter receptor activity; transmembrane signaling receptor activity
Source: RefSeq, a predicted model, not a curated record